UUCGUACGAUGUGAACCAAGAAUAUUACAAGUUUUAUUUAUAUAACAUCAUUUUAUAAUUAACAUUAUAAAAUAUAACUCUCUGUACCUUAGUUAUAUCGUUCUAAACAUGAUCCCCGAGGCGUUUCCCGAAUCAUCUAUAAUACGAAACCCAAUCGUAAAUUAUAAUAAUUUUUUCAAUCCGUACGUCUGUCAUGUUUGCAAAAGCUCAAAGAACCUGCAAGAAUGUCAUUGGUGCCAAUUGAUCUCAUACUGUUGUAAGGAGCAUUUGGAAUUGCAUCUAGAGCAACACAAAGAGUUUUGUCUGGCUGUAAUAAGCUUGCGUGACAAACUAUACUGUUCCCAUGAUAUAACUCUUAAGGAAUGGACUCAAUUAAAGAAGGCUAAUGUGAGAAGAGUUAAGUAUAGAUUGGGUCGCAAUCUAGAGCCAUAUGAGGUGCAAAUAUUACUAUUUGCAAAAUCGUGUCUCAAAUGCCGCCGCCAGAAUAACCUGAGUAUAGCUUGUAAAGCAUGUAUGUCGGUCAGCAUGUGUUAUAGGCACAUAUCGAUGGCACCUGUGCAUAGCUGCACGGACCUACGGCUUUGUGCAAAACUGGAUAUCAACAGCAUCUCAAUAAAUGAAAAGUUUAUACCAAAGCCAGUAGAACUUCUAAAUUAUUCAUAUCCAAGCGACAUGAAAGAAUAUAUUCAACAGAGUUUAGGACGUAGCAGAGAUUUUAAUACUUGGAGCUAUGCUGAUUUUUUAUAUACUAAUUACUUCUCAAGACCAUUGACGUUGUUAUUUAACAUAACGACGAGAACAGAUAUAUACAAACUGACAUCUCCUACAACCUUUACGAUUCACGUUAUAGCCGGAAUCUUCACGGAUGAAAAUAGUCUAUUGGCUUGGGAAUUCUUUAUACAUCAAAUGCUUCCGGAUUCAUCGUUAGCAAUUCUAAUUAUAGGGCCUAAAGUAAAAGAAUAUAUUUAUAAUAUAGAGCUUUGUGAUACUUGCUUCUCUCAAAACAAAAAACUUUACUUUGCUUAUAUUCCUAUGACGUAUAAACGUUUUAUAUGCGCUGAGACAUAUAAAAACUUGGAACCAAAUAUAAUUAUGGGAUUUGAUAUAGAUUUUGAGAAUGAUGAAGCGGCUAUCAGAGCAGCAAUGUGUCUGAGCACACCGUUAGUUUUGACCUGCAAAUCAGAAAGUAAGGCGCAAGAGACUGUCACGAAAAUAAAGGCAAAAUUGCGCAAAAAGCCUAUCAUUCAUGAGAGGAAUAUGUUCGCAUCUUGUAGACCAUAUAGAGAUGCUGAAAGUGAUUCUGUGUUCUUUCCUCAUCACUAUGUAAUUAUUUAUGAUAAUGAACCUAACAGAAAUAAAAAAUUAGAUGUUUCUAGUAAUGACAAUCAACCCAGUACUAGUAACCAGUACUAGUACCAGUAACUUAUUUGAAGGAUAAUUAUAUCGUUACACUUAUCAUAUCAUGAUGCACGAUAUACAAGAGAGAUCCACAUCGAAUACUGCAUCGAACGAAACGCACGAACAUAUCCGUCAAUAUGUAAAACAGCUGAGAAUAUUGCAACAUGUAAGUUCUUGUGAUAUAAUGCAAAAUGGACUAACUUUAAACAUGACAAAGUCAAAGUUAUACGUUACAAGUUAUUUAUGAGCUAUGAGUUUUUUAUGUUUAGUGAUCCGGGAGUGUACGAAAUCAAAUGUCCUUAUUUGCAAAAUCGUGUAUUAUUUGUCGUUGAUCUAACUGCAUGACUUAGUCAUCUAAAAUCUCUCUAUUACACCUAUUCCAAUAAGGAUAAUUUAGUAAUAUAGUAGAUUAUAAAUUGAUGUAGAGAUAAGAUAUUAUAUGUAUAUGUGUAUAUACAUAUAGUUUUCAUCGUAUAUAGUUGUAAAUUAUGUAGCAUAUCAUAUAUGGUUGAAAAGCUUCCGGAUGCUAGAAUAUUUGUGAAUAUUUUAUUAGUGGCAAUCGCUAAAUCAACAUCCGUAUUGAAUGUCAAUUGUCAUACAUAUGAAUAUAAAUAUAAAUGUUUUGAAUGUUUGUUUCUUCCGCACGCUGUUCUAAAUUGAUAUUACAAAAUAUCUCUCGCUUUCAAACGUUAGUAAUGCGUACAAUUUUUAGAUAUUAUGUCGAUAUUUGGACUGUCUACAGAACAAUUUUUGUCUGUGCAAUGUAAUAAAUUUCUCUAUCCCAACGUUGGCCACAUAUGCAUAUCUUUAUAAGCUUUCACAAGUAUUUUCGGUGUAGUAUGAUUUCAUAUUACAAUAAGGAGCACAGAUUAAUGCGUACGGGACAUAUCGAAGUUUGUAUAACAAGAUUAUAAUAAUGUUAAAUACGUAGUGGAAUGUAUAAAACUCGCGUAAUAUGACGUUGAAAAAGUUGACUAUAUCUAAAAGAUGUAUCAUAAAAAAAAAAUUUUAACUUGGUCUGCAGUCGUGCGAAGAACAAAUGUUUUUAUUUGCAAAAUUAUGCCAUAUUUGCCAUCAGCAGAAUAAUUUGAAAAUAUUGUAUUUUUAUCGACGUGUAUUCAGUUCACUUUUUAAUUGAUUACGAACAUUGUUCCUUUCCUUUUCGACUUUGCUCGGACCUGAACAUCCACAAUGUUUUCACGUAUGAAAACAAUAGAAACAUUCCCGAAAAUCUUCUGAGUAUAAGUACCCGAGAUGUAUAUGAUAUGCAAUAUUUUAACUAAUGGUUUUUAACGUGAUAGAAACAUAUUUUCAUGAUUAUGUGAUUAUUAUGAAUAUUUUAAAUACUUUUCUAUAAUGUCGACAUAGUUUAAUAAAAUUUUACAAAUCAAUU
This is a messenger RNA of Odontomachus brunneus, 2791 nucleotides long. RefSeq lists its product as uncharacterized. Gene Ontology annotation, cellular component: extrinsic component of mitochondrial inner membrane. The coding region runs from base 109 to 1413 and encodes 434 amino acids. Lineage: Eukaryota; Metazoa; Arthropoda; Insecta; Hymenoptera; Formicidae. The transcript is spliced from 4 exons. The record is from RefSeq and is a predicted model, not a curated record.